Caenorhabditis elegans is the source of this 1830-nucleotide messenger RNA. It is a transcript of the gene hat-1, whose product is annotated as Histone acetyltransferase type B catalytic subunit. The transcript has 4 exons. Gene Ontology annotation, cellular component: chromosome, telomeric region; nucleus. Gene Ontology annotation, molecular function: histone binding; histone acetyltransferase activity; protein-lysine-acetyltransferase activity. The record is from RefSeq and is marked reviewed. Bases 8 to 1243 code for a protein of 411 amino acids. Gene Ontology annotation, biological process: chromatin organization; subtelomeric heterochromatin formation. NCBI's taxonomy places the organism in Eukaryota, Metazoa, Nematoda, Chromadorea, Rhabditida, Rhabditidae.
UUUCAGCAUGGUUAUGGAGGACGUCACGAAUGUCAAUCGCAAUCGGAGAUACAUUUCCGACGGACUUGCUGUCGUUAAAAUGACAUUUUUAAAAAACAUGCAAGAAAUCAGUACUGCGCCACGCUACGAACCAGAGAUGGUCUAUCAGCAUUUCGGAGAUGAGGAGACAAUCUUCGGCUACGAAGAUCUCGAGGUUACCAUCCAUCACACAGCUCAAACCCUCUACAGCUACAUAAACGUGAGCUAUUCCUCAAAAGCGAAAAACGAAAACGGACUGGAGGCCGAUGACGUCAUUGAUAAGCUGGUUCAUCCAGACGUUCGUCCGAAUGUUCUGGUUUCGGGAAAAGAAGAAUUCCAGCAGAAGCUCAUCAAACAGAAGGAUUUCAAGCCUUUCGGUGAGAUGGUACACAAGUUUGAGCUGAAAGGAAAGAGCUACGAGGUCUACAAAGUCGCCGAGCAAACCGAAGAGUUCAACCUUUUCCUAGAAAGAAUCCAGACUCUCGGCAUGUUCUUCAUCGAGUGCUGCUCACUGACAGAUAACACUGAAGACAAUUGGCUUCACUAUUUUAUCUACGAACGCUGCGACACCGGUGAAGGAGAUGGAAGUACUGUGGCCAACGUGGCUGGCUACGCGACACUCUUCAAAUUCUACAACUACAUUGACAGGAUCCGUCCACGAAUUGCACAGAUGCUAUUGCUCCCUCAAUACAGAAAAUCUGGAAUUGGAGCCAGUUUCAUGGAAUCUUUCCUGCGAGAUCUUCGUGCCUCUCCAGAAGUUUUCGACGUAACCGUCGAGUCUCCCGGAGAUCAGUUCGUCAGCCUCCGUGACUAUGUGGAUUGUGUCAACUGCAUGACACUGCGGGAAUUUGCACCGGAGAAUCUCAAGAGGGGAUACUCGGACAAAAUGCGUCAGGCCGCACUGGAAAAGCUCAAGAUUUCCAGACAACAAGCCCGUCGAGUCUAUGAAAUUUUGCGUUAUCGUGCUACAAAUAAGAAGGAUAAAGAAGAGCUGAAAGCGCAGAGAAUCGAUGUGAAACGUCGGUUGUAUGCACCAAUGAAGAAAUCGGAUCAGGACUGGAAGCGUCUGAAUCUCGCGUUGACACCCGAUGAGCUUCGACAAGCGGCCUGUGGACAAAUGGAUGAGGAAACCAAGUUCUCGACGCUCUCACAGAAUUAUGAUCGGCUUAUGGAGGCCUAUCAAAAAACUAUUGAUCGAAUUGAGCAGCAUCCAAGCAUUUUUUAAUCGUUGUAUCUGUAUCUUAUUUUAAUUUGAAAUUACAUGUGGGAUUUUUGUAUUUUUUUUAAAGCUAAUUACCACGAAAUUCGUCUAAAUUUGCUGUAAAUUUGCAAAAUUCCCUUGCCGUUAUUACCCAUACGCGAAAUUUUGCGCCAAAAGUACGGUAUCCGGUCUCGAAGAGAAAAAUGUAUGAUAAAUGCGAAAAAGUGUGCGCCUUUAACGAUUUUUAUCAGGUUUUCAUAGUUUUUCCCAGCAUUUGUUAAAGUUUUUUUGGGUUUUGAUUGUGAUCUACGAAAAAUCGACGAAAAUCCGCAAUAGCAAAAGUUUGAAGCUACAGUACUCUUUAAAGGCGCACAAAUUUUCGCGUUUAACAAACAUGUUUCGUUGCGAGACCAGGCACCGUAUUUUUGGCGUGAAAAUCGCUUUGGGUCCUAUUUGACUUAUUGUGAAUGUUUCAUGAAUUUUUCCGCUCUCUAAACUCUCAGCUAAAAAUCGAAUUCCCAGUUGAAAAUCCCGAAUAUAUUUUUAUCUUCUUAUAUAUUAUUCUUCAAUUACAAAAAAAAAACUCACCGAAAUAAAUGAUCUCUCACUCU